Messenger RNA from Anolis sagrei ordinatus, 3018 nucleotides. Its product is annotated as toll-like receptor 13. Gene Ontology annotation, cellular component: plasma membrane. Lineage: Eukaryota; Metazoa; Chordata; Lepidosauria; Squamata; Anolidae. Gene Ontology annotation, biological process: immune response; inflammatory response; toll-like receptor signaling pathway. Gene Ontology annotation, molecular function: protein binding; transmembrane signaling receptor activity. The record is from RefSeq and is a predicted model, not a curated record.
AUGUGCCUGGUGGUGGCCCUGUGUCUGUGCGUGGUGCUGGGUGCGGGGGGCUGCCGUGCCUACGGCUUCCGCAACUGCAUCCAGGACAUGUUGGACCCGGGCUACUUCAAGUGCAUGCAGCGCUUCCUGGCGGAGGUCUCCUCGGCCACGGCGGACCUGCCGGCCAACGCCACCGCCCUCAACGCCUCCCUCAAUGCCAUCCACCACCUGCCGCCCGGGACCUUCGCCCGCCUGCCGGCCCUCAGGGAGCUCUCCCUGACCCACAACGGCCUGCGGGACGUGGCCGAAGGCGCCUUCGAGGGGCUGCCCGCCCUGCGCAGCCUCAACCUCUCCUGCAACGCCCUCCAAGGUCUCUCCGCCGGGGCCUUCCACGGCCUCCACAACCUCAGCCUCCUCCUCUUGCACAACAACCACUUGCACACCCUCCACCCGGAUACCUUUGCUCCGCUGCAGAAACUUCUGGAACUGGAGCUGCAAUUUAACAACUUGGGGAGCUUUGAGGAUGUUGCCGAAAGCUUUUGGAUGCUGCCGAGGCUGGAGCGCCUGAACCUCUGCAAUAAUAACCUGAUCUCGCUUCGGUCAAAACGGAGCCUCCCAGCUUCCUUGACGGUGCUCUCUAUUUGCAACAAUUCCUUAUACGGAGUGGAUGGUUCUGGGCAACGCUUCCUGCAGAACAUCAAAUGGCUGGACCUCUCUUACAACAAAAUCUCAGAUGUUUCUACAUUCGCCAAAGUUGUGCUCCGGAAUCUCACCAGCUUGCAGCUGGCGGGGAACAACGUCAGUGUUUUCCAGGUCCUCAAUGUUUCUGACAUACAGACACACAGCUUCGACUAUUCCGGCUUGCACCUGAACAGAUAUUCGCAGCUCGUUGACUUGUGCCACCUCCUUGGGAAGUCCAUGCGCCCCAUGUACAGCCUUCGCCUCCAGAGCAACCACAUCAGGAAUGUGAGCCGCAACGCCUUCUCCGCCUGCCCUCCCAUCCUGCUGUUGGACCUUUCCCGGAACCGGCUCAAGUCGGUGAACUGCGUGCGCGAGAUGCUGAAUGCGAGCGCUCAGAGCCAGUUGAAGUCCCUGGUCGUGGAGCACAACCUGCUGAACAGACUGCGCUCCUGCUCCCAAGGCGACAACCUGAAGGAGCUGCGGUUCAUCUCGUUCCGUUUCAACCGCAUCCUCUCUGUCGGAGGCUGGGCGUUCCGCUACGCCCCCAACUUGGACCGGCUGCACCUCAACAUCAACAACGUGGCCUACCUCGACCGGCGGGCCUUGUGGGGCCUGCGGGCGCUGACCGAGCUGCGCCUGGACAACAACCUCCUGACUGACAUCUACAAGGACACCUUCCGUGACCUGGGUAAUCUCCAGACGCUCAACAUGCGCAACAAUCACGUCUCGGUGCUCUUUCCCGGCGUCCUCGCCAACCUCGGGAAGCUCCGCAUCUUGGACCUGGGAGGGAACAACAUCCGCCAGCUGACCAAUGCUUCCUUUGAAGGGCUGCGGAACCUCUCCAACCUCUACCUGGACAGCAACCACAUUGAGAGGAUCAGCCAUGACUUGUUCUCCCCGGUGCAAGACACGCUCCAAGUGCUGGACUUGAAGGGCAACAAGAUCUACUACAUUAGCAUGAAGCCAGAUGGGCCGCCUCCAUUUGUGAACCUGCACAAGGUCUACGACCUCAAGCUCCAGGCCCAGCAGCCCUACGGCUUGACGAUCAUCCAGCCCAGGUUCUUCCAGGGCCUGACUUCCUUGCGUGACCUCUACCUCUCAGAGAACAAGCUCCUAUAUGUUGCACCAAAUGCCUUUGAUGACCUCAGGCGGCUGCGCUACCUGAUGAUGGCGGACAGCAGCAACGGCAUGGGCGACCUCCCGCCCGGCAUCUUCAAGAACCUCCACGAGCUGGUCUGGCUCGACCUGGAGAACGCCGGCAUCCGCACGCUGACUCUGGAUGUCUUCGGCAACCUGACCAAGCUGCGCAACCUCGUGCUGGUGAAGAACGAGCUUCGGACCGUCAACAGCAGCGUGAUGGAGCGGCUGGCCAGGCUGCGGUACCUCGACCUGCGCAAGUGCCCCUUGUCCUGCACCUGUGACAACGUCUGGUUCCAGGGGUGGCUCAACAACAGCCAGGUCCAGGUAGUGUACAUGUACAACUAUUCCUGCCACUCAGGCGAGCGCAGCUUUGUCUACAGCUUUGACACCCACGUGUGCUACGAGGACGUGGGCCUCUAUCUCUUCGCCUGCACCUUCCCGGCCCUCCUGUUCCAGAUGCUGCUUCCAAUCUUCUACCACCGGACCUACUGGCAGCUCAAGUACCGCUUCUACGUUGUGCGAGCGUGGCUGAGCGACCGCUGGCGGCGCGGGAAGGCAGAGACAUGCCGCUUUGAUGCCUUCGUCUCCUACAACUCCUGCGACGAGCGCUGGGUGCUGGAGCAGCUGGUGCCCAAUCUGGAGGCCGGCGGGAACCCCGCCUUCCGGCUCUGUCUCCACCACCGGGACUUCCAGCCGGGGAAGUACAUCAUCGACAACAUCGUGGAGAGCAUCCACAACAGCCGGCACACCAUCUGCGUCAUCAGCCGGAGCUACCUGCGGAGCGAGUGGUGCUCCAUGGAGAUCCAGCUGGCCAGCUACCGGCUCUUCGACGAGCUCAAGGACGUCCUGGUGCCCGUCUUCCUGGAGGAGAUCCCCGAGAGGGAGCUCUCCGCUUACUACCGCAUGCGGAAGGUGAUGCUCAAGAAGACCUACGUCACCUGGCCCCUGGAGACCCAGGCCCAGAAGCUGUUCUGGGCUAAGCUGAGGAUGGCACUGGCGGCGGGGACAACGGAUGAGGUGGAAGGGGAAGAAGGGAUGGCAGCAUACUGCUUGGAGAAGAACAACAAGCCCAUUCUGGAAUCUGUCAACAAUAUGGCAUCAUAGCAGGGAGGUCAUCGACACUGGGACCCACCAUAUCACACACUUAGUCUGUUUGCACUACCACUAUCACAUCGUUAUUAUCCCACUCUGGGGUGUUUUGUGGUUUUCUGGGUUGUG